AUGCAUGCCUUAACAUGCUUACCACUUUCUUCUCCUUCAUCUAUAUCUUCUCUAAAGCCAAACCAUCACAACAAUCAUUUAUUCAAUGCAACUUCAAGAAAAACUUGUUUUACUACCAGAGCAUUACUCUCAUCAUCUAAAGAAUCUAUCCUCAAGGAUUUUCACCAAAAAACAGCUCUUAAGAUUAUCACAGGUUUGCAGAAUUUUGAUAAAGAUAAUGUUGCUUCUGUUGUUACUGCAGCAGAAAAGGGAGGAGCAACUCAUGUCGAUAUAGCAUGCGACCCGGAAUUGGUGAAGCUAGCUAUCAGCCUAACUACUUGUCCGGUUUGUGUUUCUUCUGUGGAUCCUGCAACAUUUCCAGCUGCAGUUGAAGCAGGAGCACUUAUGGUUGAGAUUGGAAAUUAUGAUUCAUUCUAUGAGAAGGGAAUGAUUUUUACUGCAGAGCAGAUUUUGAGUCUAACGAAAGAGACGAGGAGGAUACUUCCAUCGAUAGUUUUGUCUGUCACUGUUCCGCACACACUAAGCCUCCCUGAUCAGGUCAAGCUUGCAGAGUUACUAGAACUAGAAGGUGUAGAUAUUAUUCAAACCGAGGGAGGAAAAUGUUCUAAUCCUACAAAGUCAGGCGUUCUAGGUUUGAUUGAGAAGGCAACACCAACUUUGGCAGCAGCGUAUUCUAUAUCACGAGCAGUUAAGAUACCUGUCAUGUGUUCAUCCGGGCUAAGUGCUGUCACAGCACCUAUGGCUAUCACUGCUGGAGCUUCUGGUGUGGGUGUGGGCUCUGCAGUUAACCGACUAAAUGACGUGGUUGCCAUGAUUGCUGAGGUCAGAAGCAUUGCUGAUUCAUUGAAGACAACCUUUCAGACACGUGAAGUGGAAACUUAUAGACAGUAG
Messenger RNA from Lathyrus sativus (Indian pea), 891 nucleotides. The record is from the annotation of a GenBank genome assembly. Lineage: Eukaryota; Viridiplantae; Streptophyta; Magnoliopsida; Fabales; Fabaceae.